Messenger RNA from Salvia splendens (bonfire salvia), 1128 nucleotides. RefSeq names its product AUGMIN subunit 2. Lineage: Eukaryota; Viridiplantae; Streptophyta; Magnoliopsida; Lamiales; Lamiaceae. The coding region runs from base 76 to 765 and encodes 229 amino acids. Gene Ontology annotation, biological process: microtubule organizing center organization; spindle assembly; microtubule nucleation. Gene Ontology annotation, cellular component: mitotic spindle microtubule. The record is from RefSeq and is a predicted model, not a curated record. The transcript has 5 exons.
UAAAUUCAAAUUUCGUGACCACUGUAACUCACUCCGACCCUCUGCCGUCUAAAUCGCCGGCAAUUGUGCCUGCCGAUGUUUCCGCUCGUACACUCACUAACAUACAACAAACGUGUGAUGUCGAUGGGCGGCGACACCAUUUGGGUGGGGAAGAAGCCGCUGAGGAGAGUGGGGGGAAUGUCUGACGCCCUAUCCAUCGCCGCCGAUCUCGGUUUCUCAUUCGCGCCGCCGCCUUCUCAGGAGGGUAUUCAGAAUUUAUCUGCUGUAAAAGGGGAUGAUUUGAUAAGGAUAUUGAGAGAAUUGACUGUUAUUCAGAGAAAAAUAGCGGAUAUGCAAGUUGAACUUCAAGGCAGAAAGGAAGACAAGAAUGUGGCUCAUUUGACGCAUGUAAGUGAAAUGGAGAAGAAGAUGGAGACUUUAACUCGAAUCACGUCUAUUUUGAAAGAUGUUAUUCAGAACAAGAAACAAUUUUCAGAAUUAUUAAUGAAGGGAGCAAGUGAUUAUGGGGCCUUAACAGCUUCUGUUGCUGAUAUUCAGUGGAGCCAAAAUUUUAAAGAACCACCUACAGUAUGGGGGGAAAUGCUCCGUCCAAUUCCUGUUGCUUUGGCAUCUUGCACCCGAUUCUUUGAAGCGAUGACUGCAAUGAGGGAGUCAUUCGCCAAACUUCAGACCCUAAGAGUCGGCCAUUCUUCUCAGAGAGCAAUGACAGAAUCCGACUGUGUGACACCUCCAGCAUGGAGAAAUGAAUCAAGUUUGGAUGUUUAAGCUGUUGGAAGGGCGGGUAGCGAAUGACAGGAAGGGGACGAUGCAAGCUGUGAGGCCAGCGAAGAUGGAACCCUGUAACAGAAGAUUGUGAUGGUGCCUCCUUCUGCUAGAAACAGUGGUGCCUGUAUAAAUUAUAACUCUGCUAACAUGGAGUAGUAUGCUUUUUUUCCUUGCUGUGUGAUUUGUGUAGAUGAUAUAUAACUUUUUGUGCCAACGAAUCUCCAUUUACUUUUUUUUUCUUUUUGUCAUUGUAAAUGUGUAUGUAUUGCGAUGGUUAUUUUGCAGGCCCCGCUUGAAAGAUAGCCGGGUCUAAUUUUUGGUAGCACAUUUGAAUGGGAAUAAAAUGUUAUUCUAUCGAUAUUA